UUUUCAGAAUCUCGCCGCAGUGCAGCUGUGGAUUGUGAUUUGUCAACCCAUCUGUAAAGACAACCAAUGGGAGGCUUUGGAGUCUGGAUGUACUUGCUCCUUUUUUGUUCUGUCUACGGGGUCUCGGCGCUGCAGAUCACGAGCAUCUUCGUGCCGCGGACGGCGCGCAGCGGGGACACCGUGCGCCUCACGUGCAACUUCGAGCUGAACGGCGACGAACUCUACUCGCUCGCCUGGUGGAAGGACGACAAAAUGUUCUACACGUUCAUCUCCAAGAACGAGCCGCCCAAGGCCGUCUACAACGCCCCCGGCAUCACCGUGGACCACGAAGCGUCGGGUCUGUACGAGGUGAUCCUCUCGCACGUCGACCACCGCGCCUCCGGGAAGCUGCGCUGCGAGGUGGUGGCCGACUACCCGAGCUUCGAGCAGGACACCAUGGACGCCAACAUGACGGUCAUAGAGGAGCCCCUCAAGGGACCCAGCAUCACGGGCAACGAGAACCGCAGUGCCUACCGCGUCGGCGACCUCCUGCUGCUCAACUGCUCGUCCACCUUCUCGUACCCGCCCACCACGCUCAGCUGGGACAUCGACGGCCACAAGGUGUCGCAGGAGACGGUGGUGGUGUACCCCGGCGAGGUGGACGCUGAAGGGCGCGAGACGUCCAAGUCGGGGCUGCAAAUGCGCUUGCGGCGGGAGCACUUCCGGCAGGGCGUGCUGGUGCUGCGCUGCAUCUCCACCAUCCUGCACAUGUACCGGCGCUCCGCCCAGACGACCAUCAUCGACGCGGACCACAUCCAGAGCUCCCCGCGGGAGAGCGCCUCCACCGCCGGUGCCGGCUCCCCCUCGCUCCUCCGGGUUCUGCUGCUACUGCUGUUGCUUCUGAGUCUGCUGGGCACCUGAGGGCCCUUCGCCACGCGACGGAAAUGCAGAAAUGAGUGUCAGUGUUGUAUCCGUGUGAAUGUUGGUGUCGUGGCGGCGUCCGAGUGCGGUGCCUCGCGAGCGGCCCGGGCUUCGGUCUCGCGUCGCAAGAGGCAGCUUCGUUCCACUCAACUCGGUGUUAUGUUAUUGCAUACUUGGAUGUCAUCAUUUAAAGAUUCAUUGGUGUAACUGCUCCUGAAAUAAUGUUUUGAGAAUAAACUUUAAGUAAAAUAAAGACGUGACUCUG
Molecule: messenger RNA, 1165 nt
Organism: Penaeus indicus
Lineage: Eukaryota; Metazoa; Arthropoda; Malacostraca; Decapoda; Penaeidae
Product: nephrin-like
Exons: 6
Coding region: 67-900 (277 amino acids)
Source: RefSeq, a predicted model, not a curated record